AUGAGAUUCCUUUCUUACCUGGAAGCCAUUCGUCAUCCUUGCAAUAGAGCUCACAAUAUAAUAGAAAUAGCUUAUUGUUCAUUUGAUAGUUCCAACAUUGAGUCCAUUACAUUUAAUUCGAAGAUCACAACUAUCUCAGGAUAUGCUUUUACAAGGUCUAAAUUGAGAUCAGUUACUAUACCCGAUACUGGAACCUAUAUUGGAGGUGGAGCUUUUGCCACAUGCACUCAAUUAACUACUGUGAAAUUAGGCAAAGGAAUUAAUACCAUUUGGGAACACACCUUUGAAAAUUGUAGAAUUACUGAAAUCACAAUUCCAGAAAAUAUAAAGUCAAUAGGAGAAUUUGCAUUUGCAUACUGUUGGAGUCUGAAAAAUGUUGUUUUGCCACCGAAUGUUUCGCGUUUAGAAGGAAAUUGUUUCCCAUCUGGAAUUAAUGUUUCGUUGACACCAGGAUCUCCAUUUUCAAUCGAUAAUCAGAUGAUCAUAUAUAAUCCAGAUAAAACGACAAUAGUUAUUUGCUUGAGUAAAAGAGAAUCAUAUAAUAUCAUCUCAUCUGUUCAAACAAUAAGCACAAAUACAUUUGCAUCUAAUAAUAUACUCACAACAAUAACAUUUGAAUCGAAAACUAAUCUCAAAACGAUCGGUAAGAUGGCAUUUGGAGAUUGUCCACUACUUUCAUCAUUUGAGUUACCAACAUCUAUUGAAACCAUUGAAGACCAAGCAUUUUCUGGAUGCACAUCUUUAACAUCGAUAUCAUUUGGGAGCAGCAUUACUAAGAUCGGUGCAUCCAGUUUUUCAGGAUGCAGUUCUAUCACAAGAGUUACAUUUGUUGAAUGCGAUAGAUUGACCAUUGGUGACAGUGCAUUCAUUAAUUGCAUCUCACUAAGUUUCCUUUCAUUCAGUAAUAAUUUAGUGAGCAUUGACAGAUAUGGCUUUUAUAAUUGCACUAGUUUGACAAGUAUUAUCUUCCCAAUCUCACUCGAAUCGAUCGGUGUUUAUGCAUUUGGACACACCAAUAUCGAAGAAAUUAACAUUCCAGAUGACUCUCGAAUGACUGAGAUUGGCGAUAGUGCAUUCAGACAAUGCACAGAACUGACAACUAUUCACAUCCCAGAUACAAUCCAAAGACUGAAUGACAAUUGUUUUGAAUCAACGAAGAUCUCAUCAUUCAAAGUUCCUCUUCGGACAUCAAUCAUUUCAGAUCUUGCAUUUAAAGAUUGCAUUUCUUUGACAUCAUUCAUCAUCCCUGCUGGCUGUUCUCUUUCAUCACUCGGAAACCUCGUCUUUGAAGGAUGCAUAUCUCUCAAAGUCAUUAACUGCUCCUCAAGUGAUUUCUUCGUUAUCGAGAAUGGAGCAUUGUUCAACAAGAACAGAAGUACACUCCUCAUCUUCCCUCCAGCAUCACCGAUUAAAUUCUUCUCUCUGCCACAAGACAUCAGAACUAUUUCAACGAACGCAUUCAAUGGCUGCAACAAUCUCUUGAGCAUUACAAUUCCCGAUAACUCAGUAGAAACCAUCAAAACGUUCGCCUUCGCCAACUGCUUAUCACUUCAAUCGAUUAACAUUCCCAUUUGUGUAAAGACUAUUGAAGACAACGCAUUCAUUGGCUGCCGAAGUCUUCGAUGCGGUGUCAUGAUUGAGAACAGAGAUAAAACAUUUCUUCGCAAUCUCGUUGACUCAGCCAAACUGAAUCCAACAUCUCUUAAAGACUGUGGCUAUAUCACAUGCAAAGCUGCUAAAUACAAUUCUCUAUUCUCUAGUAGUUCAUAUGUAUAUGUAUUUAUUUUAAUGUAG
Trichomonas vaginalis G3 is the source of this 1794-nucleotide messenger RNA. RefSeq names its product regulation of response to stimulus. The transcript has a single exon. The coding region runs from base 1 to 1794 and encodes 597 amino acids. The record is from RefSeq and is a predicted model, not a curated record. NCBI's taxonomy places the organism in Eukaryota, Parabasalia, Trichomonadida, Trichomonadidae.